Molecule: messenger RNA, 4504 nt
Organism: Solea solea (common sole)
Lineage: Eukaryota; Metazoa; Chordata; Actinopteri; Pleuronectiformes; Soleidae
Product: transmembrane protein 163a-like
Exons: 8
Coding region: 403-1263 (286 amino acids)
Cellular component (GO): synaptic vesicle membrane
Molecular function (GO): zinc ion binding
Source: RefSeq, a predicted model, not a curated record
CAAAACUUGCUGGCACCGCCUGCCAUGUUCACAGCAGAUCCCAGCAAUUUAUCGCGCCGCCGCAUCUCGAAACCUUAAGUAUCUGUAACUGGCUUAUUUUGGCGCGCUGUGUGUUUCCAUCCAGGCUGCACAGCUGCUCCUCUGCUCCAACACUGUUGAGUUGGUCUGUUUGCUGAUGCCGGUGCGAUAAACCCCCCUCCCCACCCCCUCUCAUCUUCCCUUAUCGCCAUCUCUUAUCUUCCUCUCCUGCGCAACUGAGUCGACACCGGUGGCAGAGCGGACGCGCUGGAUGGCUGCUGCACUUAACAAACCGGCGUGAAUCCCCCCCUUUUUUUUGUUUGUUUGUGACAAUCUUUCUCCUACCUGAGCCUGAAAAGAACAAAAACAACAACUGCAGCAACAAUGACAGACCCGGCGACUCAAGAGUCCUACCCUGUCCCGGACCCGACUAUUGUGGAUGCGACGGUGCGGAACGGCCAGUGCCCCCCGGAUGGCUUCACUAACAACCACCACCAGCCAGCCAAGAGCUCCAGCCAGCCCGAGGCGCUCAGCACGGGCCAGGAGAUGAAAAUGACCGAGACUGUGGAGGGAGAAGGUCUCCUGGAGAGCAGCAUGCGUCUGAAGCCCCACGAGGCCCAGAGCUACAGGAAGAGGGCCCUCUGGGUGUCAUGGAUCUCCAUCGUGGUCACACUCAUACUGGCCGUGACAGCAUUCACUGUAUCAUUCAUGAGACACAGCGCAUCAGCCUUUGGAUUUGCUUUUGAUGCAACACUGGACGUCAUGUCAUCAAUCAUCGUCCUGUGGCGCUACAGCAACGCCGCCGCAGUGCACUCUGCUCACAGAGAGUACAUAGCAUGUGUCGUCCUCGGCGUCGUGUUUAUUCUCUCGUCCUUGUGCAUCCUUGGGAAGGCCAUCCAUAAUCUGGCCACCCGGAUGCUCCCGGAAGUGGACGACUUCCUCUUCAGUGUGUCCAUAGUGAGCGGGCUCUUGUGUUCUCUGCUGGCUGUGGUCAAGUUCAUGUUGGGAAGAGUUCUGACCAGUCGGGCACUUAUCACUGACGGGUUUAACUCCAUGGUUGGAGCUGUUAUGGGAUUUUCCAUUCUGGUCAGUGCUGAGGUCUAUAAGAACCAUGCUGAUGUCUGGUUUUUGGAUGGCUCCAUCGGAGUGAUCAUUGGACUCAUCAUUAUGGCAUAUGGCAUCAAACUCCUGAAGGACAUGGUGCCCCGUGUGAGGCAGACAAGGAACUAUGAACGCUUUGAGUGACAGGCGCGCGUGUGUUGACCAGAAGAGCAGUUUAACACACACACACACUCACUCACUCGCUCGCACAAGCACACACAGACACAGACACACACACCCUGGCUGCCUCCUGUCCUCUUCUGUCUUCUCUCUGUCUUGUAUAGUCACUCACAUGCACACGUCACCUGCACACAAGGAAGGAACCUGAACACAUGCAUACAGUAUAUAUAUGCACAUAUGCUACAGUAAGUACGCUCAUGUUUGCAGUCGCGACAUGAACACACUUGAAGUGACAUAACUGAUAUAAAGAUCUUAGGAAUUUCACUCUUCAAUUUCAUGAAAACGCAAAUUCAGCAGCCUUGACUGUAGAUGUUGCUGAAAUUGUGCGAAGCAAAUAGCAAAAUAGCUUAAUUCAGUGUUGAGCUAAGCUGUCCACUCAUUUUAUUUAUUUAUUUAUCUAUUUUUAUUGUUAUUGUCAGCUGCUCCUUGUACAAAAAGACCCAAAGGAGAACAUGUCAGCACCUCACCAGCAUCCUUCCUUCAAUGCAGCCACUAUACUACACAGUUCCUAGUUGUAAAGGAGAAGAAGUGGAAAUAAAAGAGGACGAGACCGAGCUGAGCUUUUUUCUGAAUGGUUAAAAAGCACAGGUGACCGACGUGAGGGCAGCUCUGACCACUAAACUCACGCAGAAGUUAAGAGGACAGGAGACACGAAGGACAAAUAUUUGUCAGGCAAUGGACCAUAAACCUGAGUGCACUAAGUUGACGUCAUUUGACCUAUUUAUGUUUCACUGCACAGCUUCCCGUGCUGUACAAUAUGAGACGUGUCAGAGCACAAAUCAGCUGCUGUUUCAUCCUGCGUCAGUGUUGGUUGCUGAUAGAUUAGCACACAUUUAAACCCUCACAAGUGAUCAUUUCAGGGUAUUUCUUUAAUCUUACUUGUGUUUCUUUGCCACCUAUUGUGCAUACGUAUUUUAAUUUUUAACGUUUACACACACACACAUGCCUUGAUAAGUUAUUUACUGUGAUCCAUUUUUUUUUGUAACAUUCACAAAACCAGACAAAAAAGUUUUUUUUUUAUAUGAGUAAGAUGGAAAAAGUAAUCUUGUGAUUUGCUGUGUUGUUGUAAAAAAACAAAAAACUUUUAGGAUUAGAUCAUUAAUACAGUAUAUAUAAAAAUGGAAUUGCCAUUUGCUAUAGGCCUAACCUCGCUGUUUGUCAUUUGUGUGAUAAUAUAUACUGUACAAACAUUGUACUGAAUCCACAUCUGGUUUUGAAGUCGUUUCAUUCUUGUUUUCCGUUAUUUCAUCUGCGACUUUCAGGAAGGGAACUGUGAAAUGAAUCCAAGCACAAUGACAAAGAUAAGGCAGACGGCUGGAAUAUCAUUUUUGCUGCAAAUCAUUCGUUAUCAUUCUCUGCAAUGUGAAAUAAACAGAAAGUAAACACAGUAUGUAAAUAUGUUUAUUACUCUGUUUGGCUGAACCAGUAACAGUAAAAGUCACAACAUAGUCAUAGUGAUAUUUUGUUUUUCUUAGGGCCGACAUAAACAGGCUUUUUGGAGUCGACAGCUCAUAGUUACAGUGCAGGAUGAUCAGUGUUGCGUAACAGUUUGAAAAAAACACUCUCGUGUGCAUAUACUGUAAAAUGUUGUGUUACAUAUGACUGUAGAUUCUUGGUGAAAUGUAACGACGUAAAGUCUUACGGUCAGUUUUUUUGCACUCUUAAGUGGGAAAAAAUCUCAGACUGGAUGUAGGUCGUGAUCUGUGUCAGUGCUGUCCAAGCCUCAGCUGAGUUUGACAAAUGUACUAUUUCAUCAGUUAUUGCACACACUGUCCAAUGAGUGAAGCCUUUAAAAGAAAGAAAAAUCAACAUUACAGGACUGGAGUAGAAUCUCUUCAAACCACAAGACCUAUCAAAAACAUAUUCAAUUAUAAAACAGAGCAACGCUCACAUACUGCAUACUUGUAUCCAUAAUACUUGUGCGCCCCCUUGUGGUUAUAAACCUUCUAACACGAUUAACAAUCAGUAUUCAUUGCACUGGAUUGAGUCUAAAUUUAGCACACACUGAAGGUAGUUCCAAGGUCUUGGACAGUGACUGUGAGAGAGUUUGCCUACAUCCAUUCUUCGCUGCACUCAUCAAAUUCGGAGUGAACAGUAUUAUAUUGGUAUUAUAUUGUGAUUCGAUUGUGUGAAGCGUAAAAGGAUCUGCCACAAAGUGAAGGUGUGAGGCUCACGCGCCGCUUGAGCUCACCAACAGCAUACUGAUUAGUAAAAUGUCCCCCGCCCCUCUUUCUGAUGCAUAGAAGACAAUCUCUGCUCGCUCUCUCUCUCUCUCUCUCUCUCUCUCUGCUCCUACAAAACAAACAAAGCACAGUGUUUACAUGCAAACGCCACCGCAUACAUGACGGCACAGAACAAACGUCAUUAACUCGGUCUCAGUAACAGUGUGUGCUGCACCGCUCACUCUGUUGUUUAUUUAAAUCGCCCUGUUUGGUUGAGCUGUUCUGAGACUGGUAACACAAUCCUUUCUACCUCUCUUCUCUGCACUUGCGUUUAAUUUCUGAGAGUCAUGUUGGAAACUUUGAAACUCCGUAGUGAUGGAUGACCAGAGAAGUGCAGUAGCUGAAAAGCGUCAUUGCAGUCCCAUAAUAAUCGCAGUUGCCUUUGUUGUUGUUUUUUUCGUUAAUUUAAAAUCUAACUCCGUACCAACCCUCAUCUGAUGAAUAGACUGUCCUAUUGUUUGACAACUGGUACAAAAUAUGAUUUCCCAGAAUUCUGUCUGUUGAAAUAGCUCAGAAAUGUGUGCCAAAAUCAGUCGAGACCUUGAUUCUGCUCUUUUGUGUACAGUUUGAUUGUAUAGAUAAAUGAAGUGAUUAUCUGAUCAUUACGGUGUCGGAGGAGGUAUCAACCCAUCGUACGUACUAAAUUUAAUAAAGUUAUGAUAGCAAUACUAAAACCACCUCUCUGUUACUAAAGGCUUUGCAUGGGCUUGUAAAAUCCCUUCCAGCUUCUGCAGUUAUGAAUGCAUCGCAGCCACGCACACACACACACACACACACACACACACAGGUUAAUAUGUAACUGAAAUGACAGUAAAUGUGACUGUGUAACAGAGUCAUUAUUUGUCUGUUUGUACAGUAAUGAUAUCAGUCGUAUUACAGAUGAUGUAAACACAAUUUAUUUAUGUAAAAGAACAAUGGUCUCUUUGUGAAAUAGCAAAGUUUUAUCGAUUAAUAAAGUUUUAUCCUGCUUCUACAUCAACACA